UUUUACUAUUAUCUCUUUCAUAAAAGGCGCCGCGUGAAGUUGGCAUAUUUCUUCACAAGUGACCGAUAAAUUUUUAUGUUUAGACGUAGACCAGUUUGAAUUCAUUGAAUUGAAUUACUUCUUGACCGUGUGAAUUAUUAAUAUAAAAAUAUAAAAAAUGUCUACGACAGAAGCACAAAUAGGUGUGAAUACAAAUUUGCAAAAACAGGAUCUUGAUAAUUUGGAUUUAGAGAAUUUAACUCCACUCUCUCCGGAAGUUAUUUCGCGCCAGGCUACAAUUAACAUUGGUACCAUUGGACAUGUAGCCCACGGUAAAUCAACCGUAGUAAAAGCUAUUUCUGGAGUGCAAACUGUUCGCUUUAAAAAUGAGCUGGAAAGAAAUAUUACUAUUAAGCUCGAACGCCUGAGUGAAAAAAAACUUCGCGCUUUAAUGAGUUCGCCAAAAUUGCUGCGCGAUUUUGAAACGAAAUUAGACGAAAAACGCCGUAAUAGUUUGCCCGUCGUUCAAGAACAGCGAGCUCUCCGAGUGUGUAAUCAUAAGCAUCGCAGUGUCAGCGUAGAUACGCAGCUAACUAGUACUUCGGCACGCAGUAGCAGUCUCGGCGAAACCCAAUCAACUCGUGGUAACUCGACAAGUCCCAGCAGUGGUUAUGAGAGUCAUUCUGAAAGUGCUCCAUCUCUUUAUUAUGAUCAGAAGCGCAGCUCUAGAACGCCGCGUUCACAUGUCUUCACAAAUGCAAUUAACACAAUAAAGGAUUCACCAACAGUGGGCAAAAAAAGAAAUAAACCCGAGUCUGACAACAACUUAGCAGAGCCUGAGGGUGAAGAAACACCUAUUACGAAGCGAAAAAAGCUAAAACGAUUCAAAGGAAAUGAAGAGUACAUUGUAGAAUGCAUAGAAUCGAUUGAGUCAGUUAAUGGAAAUCCUAUAUUUUUUGUCAAAUGGUUCGGAUAUCCUACCGAAACGAAUACGUGGGAGUCCCUCAUCAAUGUAUGUGAAUGUGCACUAUUUGAACCAUUCAUUGAAUCGCGUUAUACACUGCAUGAGUAUAUUAUUUCAAAAAUAACAACAGAGAUUGAAUUGGAAAUUGCGGAGAAGGGCCUUUGUUUUGAUAUGACCAACUUACAAAUAGAUAAAUUGGAUAAAUAUGAUCCUCUAGUAUUGAAGGCGGACUUAAUAUUAUUGGCACAAUUCCGUGCAUGCCGAUCUCGUAACCAACGAGAACCCGAAAAGAUUCGUAAACGUAUUCUUGAUAUGAUGCUUAUGAAGCCUGUCUAUUAUCGCCGUAAGCAGCAACAAAUGGAGCUACAAUCAUUUCAGAAGCGUAUGAACCAAGUAGAAAGUACUGCUCCGAUAUCGAUUGAGAAUUUCGUCGAUUUGGAAGUCAUUGAUCCCACUUUUAAAUACAUUAAAGACAGUUUCGCCGGGAUAAAUGUGAAAAUCCAAGAAGAUCCACCAAUAGGUUGUAAAUGUGAAAACGAUUGCGCACCAUUAACUUCGUGCUGUGCACGGAUGGCGGAUAGUUAUUUUGCUUAUGAUAAGAACGGCCGUUUACGAAUCAGACCUGGAGAAGCAAUUUAUGAAUGUAACAAUAAAUGUUUGUGUGACGAGAAAUGUGUGAAUCGCGUGAUACAGCGUGGACGCAAUAACAACCUUUGCAUAUUCCGUACUUCCAAUGGUUGCGGUUGGGGUGUACGGACUGAGAAACCUUUGCGUAAAGGAGAAUACGUGUGUGAAUAUGUGGGCGAGAUAAUUACCAGCGAAGAGGCGAAUGAUCGUGGCCAAACAUAUGACGCCAUUGGACGUACUUACCUCUUCGAUUUAGAUUACAAUACCUCGGGAGAGAGUGUGUAUACAAUUGAUGCGGCGCUCUAUGGCAAUAUAUCGCAUUUUAUAAAUCACUCAUGUAAUCCAAAUUUAGCGGUGUUUCCUUUCUGGAUUAACAACCUGGAUAUUAACAUGCCUCGUUUGGCGUUCUUCUCUCUUCGACCAAUAAAAGCUGGAGAAGAAUUGACUUUCGAUUAUGUGCGCACAGACUAUGAAAAUUUGUCAGCGGCAGAGAAGGUUUCUUGUCGUUGUGGUGCAGAAAACUGCCGCAAAGUAUUGUUUUAAUUAAUUGUACAAAAAAAUUACUAAAACAUAAUUUAAUUUUAAUUAAAAAGAAAAUACAAUCAAGAAUAUUUCUUUCAUAUAAAAACAAUUGCUGACAUUCGGCUAAUGGACAAAAUUUCGAACGCAAUUAUUUUAUAUUAUAUUUUAUCUAAUUAUCAAAAUAAUUCAUUCAGAAAGUUUCACACAACUAAAACAUAUUUACAUGUUUAACUAGGAUAUUUUGGAUAUAUUUUAGAAUAAACUAUUGUUAAGUAUUAUAUCAUACAAUUUAAUUCUCACUGCCUUAAAGGUUCUGUUAAUUUUCCAUUUAUCUAUUUUAAUUAUAACCAAUUUUAAGUAGAAAUAAUUAAGAGGUUUUUAAAUAGAGAUAAAAUAAAAUUUGCUAAAACAGUAUUGAAAAUAUUUUUACUUGCUUCCUUAAGGCGAGGAAUA
Molecule: messenger RNA, 2545 nt
Organism: Zeugodacus cucurbitae (melon fly)
Lineage: Eukaryota; Metazoa; Arthropoda; Insecta; Diptera; Tephritidae
Gene: Su(var)3-9
Product: eukaryotic translation initiation factor 2 subunit 3
Exons: 3
Coding region: 158-2113 (651 amino acids)
Biological process (GO): formation of translation preinitiation complex; positive regulation of translational fidelity
Cellular component (GO): eukaryotic translation initiation factor 2 complex; nucleus; cytosol
Molecular function (GO): translation initiation factor activity; GTPase activity; zinc ion binding
Source: RefSeq, a predicted model, not a curated record